Letharia columbiana is the source of this 348-nucleotide messenger RNA. RefSeq lists its product as uncharacterized. Bases 1 to 348 code for a protein of 115 amino acids. The record is from RefSeq and is a predicted model, not a curated record. The transcript has a single exon. Lineage: Eukaryota; Fungi; Ascomycota; Lecanoromycetes; Lecanorales; Parmeliaceae.
AUGAGCCAUCAGAAGGGAUGGGCGCAACAUCCGUUGUUCUUGGCGCUGAAUGUGAGUAUCAUGCUUGGGUACUUGCUGGACCGUGAUUUGGAUCGCGAGGUUAAGAGCAUUGCAGCUGUUGAGAAUCGGACGAGGUAUCAAGGGUUUAACUAUACUUCUGUUGCGAUCGCUAAAGGUGAUUAUGCAUCCUUGUCUGAGAGAAUGAGCGGUUGUACUGUGUCUUUGGCGGGACUGAAACGCAUGUCUAAGGUCCUGAAUGAGUUCCUCGCCGAGAUCUUUAUCUAUUCGCAACGGUAUGGCAUUAUUGGCAACCAUACAUUGGAGGAAGUCAACUCAAAAGGUGGAUGA